AUUGUAUUGCAGUGAUUAAUGCUUUAGCUGAAUUAGGGUAUCGUGUUGUUUCUACUACUGGUGAAGCUGAAGUCGUUUGGACAUUGCAAAGAGAACUCUAGCUUGUGAUUCUGCACAGUGUGUUUUGCAUAUUCUUAUUCUAAAGCCAGUACUAAUAAAAUGUCGCAUAAUCAUGAAAAUGGAUGUUGCUACAAGCCAACAACCGCCGCACAAUCAUUGGAUGAAAUGGAUUUUGAACGUGGUAUAUGGAAUGCUGCAUUGUAUAAUGAUUUGGAUCGAGUAAAAGUGCUGUUAAGACAUACCUCGCCAAACAUAAUAGAUAAGUCAGGUUAUACAGCACUGCAUUACGCAGCUCGGAGUGGUCAUUUACUUGUCUGCCAAAUUCUUUUAAGUAAUGGUGCUGAUGUAGAUGCUAAAACAAAAGCUGGAGGAGUGACACCUUUAAUGAGGGCUGUUACAGCCGGGCAUGAAGACGUAGUUAAAAUGUUAAUUGACCAUGGAGCAGAUCUUUCAAUUAUGGACAAUGAUGGUAACAAUUCUAUUCAUAGAGCUGUGCUGAGUGGCCAAAUUUCUAUUGCUACAAUUUUGUUGCAUAAAAGACCAGACCUCCAAAACAUGAAAAAUGGGAAAAAUUUAUCACUAACAGAGAUUGCUCUUAAUAAAGGAAUAAUUUUACCUUCUUGAAAAAAGAAAACGAGAAAAUUAAGUUAAAUCUAUGUAUAGAAAAGUACAAAAUUAUUCAACACAAUUAUUGUCUUAUACAUCUAUUUGAUAUUUUUAAUAACUUGUUCAACAGAUAUC
Messenger RNA from Ctenocephalides felis (cat flea), 801 nucleotides. RefSeq names its product ankyrin repeat domain-containing protein 39. The coding region runs from base 160 to 684 and encodes 174 amino acids. Gene Ontology annotation, molecular function: protein binding. The record is from RefSeq and is a predicted model, not a curated record. The transcript has 4 exons. Lineage: Eukaryota; Metazoa; Arthropoda; Insecta; Siphonaptera; Pulicidae.